This is a messenger RNA of Closterium sp. Yama58-4, 999 nucleotides long. Lineage: Eukaryota; Viridiplantae; Streptophyta; Zygnematophyceae; Desmidiales; Closteriaceae. The record is from the annotation of a GenBank genome assembly.
AUGACUCCAAUAUACCUCAUCGCCUUGGGGUCGGACCUGUCACCAGCAGCAGGAGCAGCGUUGGCAGGGGGGGACUUGUCGCGCCUGCUGAGGGUGCUGUGGGAGCAUCGUGACGCCAUCAUUUGCAUAGCCUGGCGGGCAUCGCCAGAGCUGCUCCUAGCGAACCAAUCGGGGCUGGACAUGCUUGCCACGUCAGCAGCUGACCUGUCUAAGGUGCCGUGGGAGAAGACCAUGGCUGACGAGGAUGCUCGCUGCACUGCUGUCGCUGCCAUGUCACAAGCCAUACAGCAGGGGUUUGCCUACCUUCCUCCAGGUGUUCGGCUUUCUUCACAAGGCCGUUUGGCCGCAUAUGAAAAAGGGGUGCUCAGCUAUCCUCAAGCUUUAGCCAUGGGGAACCAGGAGAAGCUCAUGGACCAGAUUUUCCAGCUUAAGUUCACGUCAAAGACGCUAGUCCGUCAAGCGAAGAAGUGCGAGAAGGAGGAGAAAGAGCAGAAGCUUAAGGUUAAAAAAGCCAUCGAAAAGGGCAACAUGGAAGGUGGCAAGAUUUACGCUCAAAACGCCAUUCGGAAACGCUCCGAGCAGCUGAACUACCUCCGCUUGUCCAACCGCUUAGACGCGGUUAUCGCGCGUUUGGACACGCAAGCUCGCAUGAACACCAUCACGCAUUCCAUGGGAAGCAUUGUGAAGGUCCUGGAUUCCGCGCUCGCGAGCAGCAAUCUGCAGAAGAUUUCGGAGACGAUGGACGUGUUUGAGCGGCAAUUCGUGAACAUGGAGGUGCAGUCGCAGUUCGUGGAGAACGCGAUGCACAGCAGCACGGCGCUGUCGACGCCGGAGGAGGACGUCAACAUGCUCAUGCAACAGGUGGCGGACGAACAUGGACUGGAGGUGCAGAUUGGUCUACCAGGUGCUGCCACAAGUGCUUUGCCAGCAAGGGAAGCGCAGACCAAUGCUGAGGACGACUUGACAAGGCGAUUGGCGGAACUUAAGAAUAGGUCAUAG